ACCCCGAGGGAAGCAGCCUCGGAGUUUUUAACUGCGGUGCAGGACGUAAUUAUCUCAUUAGGGCGAGAGAGCCGGGCUCGUCCCGGGGGAGGCGACCCCGCCGCGGGGGGGGGGGUCCGGGGGGGCCCCGCCGCCGCCUGCAGCCGUCGGGCCGGGAGCAGCGGCCCCUCCGCCCGCGGCGCGGCCACUUACACUUGUUGAUAGAAGCACUUAAACGGGCCGGGGGGGGAUGUGGAAGGGGUGAAAGAAAAGGGAGAGAAGCGGCUUUUCCGCCCGCUCUGCCCCCCCGGGCGGGUGCGCGGCUCGGCCCCGGCGGGGGGCAGGUCGCCGGGCCGGGGGGCGAGGGGCCGCCCCGCUCGGCUCGAGCAGGGGCGUUUGUUUGAGCAGCUCCAGAGCAAAGAGCGAGGGAAGAAAGUUUGGGCUGGAGCGUGGUUUUUUUCCCCAGACGUCAGCACAAGGCGGAACAGGGGCUGGGGAGGGAGCCCGGCUCGCAGGGCAGCCGAGAGUUUUUUUCUUUUUUUUUUUCCCCCCUUUUUAAUUAUUAUUAUUUGGGGGGGGGGGAGGUGGGGAAGGGGGCCGGGGAGCGGCCCGGCACCUCGGGGUGGGCUGCGGGCUGGGGGGGGGGAGCCAUGGACUCGGCGCCAGCCUUCGCCAUGGACAAGCCGUUCGCCCCCAGCGCCGUGCGCGGCCCGGAGCCGCCCGAAAACCCCCAAAGCCGGAAAAACUUCAGCGUGAGCCACCUCCUCGACCUGGAGGAGGUGGCGGCCGGCAUGAACGGGGCCCCCCCCGGCGGCCCCCCGCCCGCCGGCGGCGCCAAGGCCAUGCCGGAGCCGUCGGGAGGCAGCAGCGGCAGCGAGGCAGCGCCCCAGGACGGCGAGAGUCUGAGCCCGAGCCGUGGGGCGACCAAGAGGAAGAAGAAACAGAGGAGGAACCGCACCACGUUCAACAGCAGCCAGCUCCAGGCUCUGGAGAGAGUCUUUGAGAGGACACACUACCCCGAUGCCUUCGUGCGAGAGGAGCUGGCGAGAAGGGUGAACCUCAGCGAGGCGAGAGUCCAGGUCUGGUUUCAGAACCGGAGGGCCAAGUUUCGCCGUAAUGAGAGGGCAAUGUUGGCCAAUAGAUCAGCAUCGCUCCUCAAAUCCUACAGCCAAGAGGCAGCCAUUGAACAGCCCAUGGCCCCACGGCCCACCGCUCUGACCCCAGAAUAUCUCUCCUGGACCAGCACCUCUCCAUACAGCACUGUGCCAUCCUACAGCUCAAGUGGGACCGCGACCCCCACCCAAGGGGUGAAUAUGGCCAACAGCAUUGCCAGCCUACGCCUCAAAGCCAAAGAGUUCAGCCUGCAUCAGAACCAGGUGCCAACUGUGAACUGACUGGGGCAAAACACCCCUGGUGCCCUCAUCCAAGAUACCAGUGUGGAGCUCCUGUGCCGGUCCAGGACGAACCCAGCGCCCGCCCAAUCCAAGUGCCACUCAUCCAAUGUCUCAGCACCUCUCCUCUCCUUUUCCCUUUUGAAGGUAGAGUCAGUCCCAGUCCAAAGUGGCACAUAUUAUAGACACAUAUGGAGCAAACUUGGUUAGAAACUUGCUUUUCCGCACAUCCUUAUAAUAAAGGCUAUAUAUACACACACAUACCCCCCACACUCUUCGAGGAUAAACAGACUUGCCAAGUUAACAAGAAUUUGCUUCCAAACAUGGAAGGAUCUUGGACUAUUGGUUUUGACCAAUUUGGGUAUCCUGCCCAGAGAGCCAAGGAGUUAUUGGGUCUUCUCCUCCCACAGGGACAGCGUUCAGUGGUGGGAGGAUCGCGACACUGCAUGAGGCCGUUGUAUAGAGCCCCCUUUCCUCUGGGCUGUCGCUGCACCGGGACUGUUCAGCAAUCCGGCUCGCGUUACUCAAUAGUGUGGCCAAAGCCGACGUGCGGGUUUGCCUAUCUGUACAUCACCAGGCUGCAAUGCCGGAGAGAGACUUCUGCGAGCCAGCGAUGCACCCCUGCAGUGUACGUCCUUGGCUGUGCCCCCGCACCGCACUGGCUACAUUUAGGAGCUGCCCGUGUCAGCACAGAUUGAUGCUGUUGGGCUUUACCCAUUCCCAGAGAGGUGGGGACGGCUGGAGCAUCUCGAAAGACUCACUCCAAGCCCGUGAGCUCUCCUGCUAGCUGGGGGGGCUCCACGAUAGCGCUCCAAACAGACCCUGUUGCUCUGAGUCGAUGAAUUUGCCAGCGAUUCUGCAGAGCCCCAGGUCAUUGAACCGUCCCAGGGAAAGAGAAAAUUGGAAAAAGCUGUUGGUUUCAGCUGAGUAGGCGGCUCCCAGCGCUUCGUGCCAACGGCAAAGCAGGCUUCGUCUUCCGGAGGCACAGCCUCCCCUUCGGCAGCUCCGCAGAUGUGUUUAGGAGUCUGGGGCUGGCGACUCCACAGGGUUUUUUUUAUUUUUGCAGAAAGGAAAAGGUUUCCCUCUCGCCCCACCCCACCACGUAGUUGAAUGAAGGGGCUCUUGACUGCAAGGUGGGAUGUGGGCACAUGGGACCAGCACAGGGCCUGGGAGAGCCCUUGGCGUCCUGCUCUGGUGGGAAAGGUUUAAAAUAGCCAUGCUAGGGAAAGAGAGCUGGACCGAGAGCCCUCGAGAGAGAGUUUCCCACCACAUGGGCAACCUCACCCCAUCUACGCCACCCAGUCCUGCAUCCCGCACACGUAGGGCUUGGUGGCAGAGAGAAGAGCCCUCAGCCUCCAUCCAUCCUUGGUCCUUCUGCUGCGGCUGCAACAGCGCAAGACAAUCGGGUGCCAAAGCAACGGAGGCUUCACCGUAUGGACAAGAAGUCCGCUGGGAACCAGACCAGCCUUUCCUCACUUACUGCAAAGAGCCACCAGCCCAGCAUCAGCGUUUGGAGACUACUGGCUCGAACCAGUGUGGCCUGGAAGGAAAAGGCAUCCGCCCUGCUUUCCUACAAGGGCCUUGGAUGAGCCAGGGAAGCUGGAACGACCCAGGGAACGCAGCAGUAAGUUGGAGGGCCAAUACAGCAACUGCUGAGUUGCUUCCUGCAGAUAAACACCCUCCAGGACGCAAGGCUGGGAGGGCCCAGACUACCCGUAUGCCUGCCCAGGAGAGAGCCCGGGUCCUCCCCAGCCCUCCCAAGAGCAUCCCGCCACACUGGGGCUCUGGCUGCCGCUGAUCGCGGUACCUGGCGGCUGCAAUGACACCGGGACCCUCUGCUUCACCCAAACGGCGCCCUCGCGGCGCAGGGAAUUCACCCCGCAACCAGAGGCCAUUUCACCGAGCCGAGAUGCAGAGACCCGUGCGUUUCAGCGGCCGAGGGACCCGGCCCCUUGGGGCGAUGCUGCCAGCAGUGCUGCCCCGCGCUGCCCCGACCUCCGCUCCCACCUCGCCAGCACGAGGGGCCGGGGCAGAGGCGGGAGAGGAGCGUGCAGCCCCUCCGCCGUGGGGUGAAGCCUAUGCAGUCACACGCAGCCCCCAACGGCAGCUUUGCUGCUCCACCGAGUGCAAACCCAUCGCGCUCAGGAGCGGAGCCUCCUCUCCGAGCACCGCGGCCAGAGGGGAUGCAACGGGCAUCGCCCAUCCGAUCUAGGUAGAAAAAAAAAUCUCCUUAAAUACCCACCCCGUGCCCCUCACCCCUGUUUCCAGGGCUGGUUACUCCUGGCUUUACCCAGUCGGACUGCAACGGGGAGGGAAGGGGAGCACGAAGGACCCCAGAGAGCCGCGACGCAGAGACCUCGCAACAGCCGAGAUGCGCCAGGCUGGGGAAGAACCGGAGUCGCUGCAGAUCAAAACAUUCUCCAUGAGAAAUGCCGCUUGGGGCAGGAGGAGGGGAACGCCGGGGCUCCUAUUCCCAUGGAAAGCACGAGGCUCUUUUUUCAGUUAUACAAGAUGAAACCACAGGGAUAUAAAUGUCGUUGCCUCUUUGAGAGCAUUAAUGAAAAUAAACCCAUUUAAUAGUUUGCAGAUGCCAUUUCUGUAAACCUAAAAAAAAGCAGGGAAUAAAUAUUUCUUCACUAAAUAUCUAUAUGUAUAUAUAUAUUUGAAAACAUUCACGCCUAAUCUUAGGGCCCCUCCUUUGCCAUACUCUUGGCAACUUAUCACAGAUUGUCGGUCAGUGUCAAAGCCUCACGGAGAGGAGGCACAAAUUGCACCCAUGGAAGGAUAUCAGGAUGGAGGGAUUAUUGUAAUCUAAGCUUGCUCCCUCUCCUUUUUCAUUUGUACAUUGCAAUUACUUGUAACAAGAUCCACGGUGGAUUUUUUUUUUUUUUUUUUUUUUGCAUGUCUAUGUUUUGGAAAUUUUUGUAAGGUUUUUUUGUAAAAACAACUCUUGUGAAAUAAUGGAGGAAUAAAUAUU
Molecule: messenger RNA, 4347 nt
Organism: Dromaius novaehollandiae (emu)
Lineage: Eukaryota; Metazoa; Chordata; Aves; Casuariiformes; Dromaiidae
Gene: PRRX2
Product: paired related homeobox 2
Exons: 4
Coding region: 630-1373 (247 amino acids)
Biological process (GO): regulation of transcription by RNA polymerase II
Cellular component (GO): nucleus
Molecular function (GO): DNA-binding transcription factor activity, RNA polymerase II-specific; RNA polymerase II cis-regulatory region sequence-specific DNA binding
Source: RefSeq, a predicted model, not a curated record